CAUAAAAAAAUGGGUAAAGUAAAAAAAAUUGAGGAAAGUAAAAAAAUAAAAGUCAAACGUCAAUUAUUUGUCAAACCUGUAGCUGUUGUUAAACCCUAUGUGCCCGAAAAUGCUUAUAAAGCGCCUCAAAAUUAUGUACCUCAAGUGGUUGAAACAAGACCACUUGAGGAAUCAGAUGAGGAAACAUACGAAGACCAAUUGGAAAUCUACGACGAUAUUCCAGAAAUAGACGAUGAACAAGUUCGCAUACUCGAUGGUAUUAUGAUUCGUAUUGAUCGUCAUUUAAACGACGGCAUAAUGAAUAGAAAUGAACGAUAUUUUUCACUUAAUGGAGAUUCAACAACUAGACGAGUGGUUUGUUUAGGAUGUUGUUUAUGUAAAGGCGAAGAAAGCGAACAUAAUCAUUGUUGCGCAACAACCGUGUGUUUUAGUUUAGGAUUAGUUGGAGGAUUAUAUUUGCAAAAAGAUGUAUUGGAAUGUUAUCAUAUUAUAAAAAAGGAAAGAGACAAUAUAUUAAAUGAAAAAAUUUAUUAAUGUAAAAUUUUGUUUUUAUUCUCAUAAUAAACUUUUAACAAAGUUUUCAAAACUGUUAUUGAUAUUUUCAAAGAGUUCUUUAUUUGUAAAAUUGUUCGUACGUUUUUGAAUUUCUUCGUCUAUAAUAACACCAAUACGAUAAAAUUCUGCCAACACUCUACAACUAUCGGAUCCGUAUCGGUCUUCUGCUAUGUUUAUUAGUAUUCUUGCUUCUUGAGGGUUGUAACUAACAAAUCUGAUUUGAUCAUUUUUAACAAGUUUCAUUUUUUUUUGUUAUGA
Molecule: messenger RNA, 813 nt
Organism: Hydra vulgaris (swiftwater hydra)
Lineage: Eukaryota; Metazoa; Cnidaria; Hydrozoa; Anthoathecata; Hydridae
Source: RefSeq, a predicted model, not a curated record